AGUAUUGGCAUUCCACAGCUCAACGUCUUUGGCGGGAACAUCGCUGCUCGUAGUCGUUGACGAGACUUUUGAGAACGCUACGCUUGCGACCACAACGUUCACUGUUUUGGCUGUGUAUUCUCGAUCGUUUGAACUGGGAGUGUGAUAUCUCGAAUGGCCGAAAGCGAUACACCAACUUCAGUCGUUGUACUACACGAAGGCUGCUUGACAAAGUCAAGUCCGCUGAAGAAAACACUCGUUACUUGGAACAAGCGAUGGUUCGUUUUGGAGGAGCACAAAGAGGGCGAUGAUAUCAAGAUUCUACUUGCCUACUACAAGGACGACAAAAAGACGACGAGGAAAGGCCAGAUAGUACUGGACCGCUCGUGUAAGUUCAGUACAGACGUUCGCCGGCGAGGGAAGAAGCACCUCUUCAGCGUCUACACGAAGUCGAGAACUUACUUGCUCUCGACCGAGAGCAACGCGCAGUUGAAAACCUGGUUGGCGAAGCUCCGUGAAGCAGGAGGAUUAGAACAUGUUUGUCAUGUGGUACCGACUGACAAGUUGCCUCGACAUGAUGCGCUGCUUCGUUUCGAUCGCUUGUUUCUCGAGGUCUUCUGUCCGGUGACAGACCAGACUCUAGGACGAUGGAAUGUGGGCAAGAUUAGCAGUAUGGGCUGUAUGGGGCCCAUGUUUUGGAUCAAUUUGUGUCCGGAUUGUGCCUCUCAGGGUGAGAUGACGGGAUUGCUGUUUUUCACAGUUCAGCGAGGUCCCCAUGUCACUCUACAGUUGCUGAGACAAGGACAGCUUGCUGCCCAGACCUGUGGUCCAGAGCCCGUUUGUGAACAAAUCAAUGAUAUGAACGUUACACUGCACCUGCCUGGUCAUUUUAGAUGUAGGAGUAUGCACUCGCAGUCUACACUGACCAGAUCAACGUCUUCUGUACAAGAUUUUCAUCGGGUGCCUUCUUCAGUUGCUCAUGCUUAUGGUCAAACGUCACAGAAGAGAACCCUCCUGAGGUACACAUCAUCGCCUCAAUUGUUUGGCUCGUCCGACCAGUUGGCAGGGAUGGGUCUCCAGAACCAACGUACAGCAGCCCUUGCUCAUGCUCAGAGUAGACUCAGGAGUGCAACGACUACAGCUCUAACUGCUCCUUAUGUCAAUAUGAGUCUUGGGAGUGCAAAUUCAACUCCAGUUUCAUGUGUGACUCCAGUUUCGACUGUGAGUCCGUCGCCAUUGAUCAGGGUGCCCUACGAGGCCUCGUCAUGUCUGACACUUCCUUCACCGAAAAGACUGAACUCGGGACGAGAGAGGUUAUCAGUGCGAAGUCGAUCGAGUAACCCCAACACAUGGAGCAGAGGGUCAACUGAUAGUGGAGUCUGCUCGUAUUAUGGUCAUCAGUUGGACACCUUCCUCCAUGAGGGUGGAUCACUGCCACGAAUUCUUCGUAGGAGGAGCCCACCCAAGGAUAGCAGUGCCUCGUCUUCUGUGACCAACGACGACGAUCGACAGGGCUACGAAGUAAUGGGCCCUCUGUCUGAGGAAGGAACAUCAAGUUCAUCCGACUCGGAGACAUCCAAAACAAGAAAAGCAUCUCCAAAUCCGAGCAGUACAUUAGUGAGGGGUUGCUUACUAAGAAACUCAUUCUCCGCUCGACCGACUCAAGGGUCUUUCCACUACAAGACUGGAUACGUCAAUUUGGAAUUGUUACCAGAUGCAGACGGUCAUAGCAGUUAAGGCCUUCGUUUCUUUCAUGAGUUUGAACUUGGUAGUAAUUAUUUGAAUUUUGUUGAUUGUACGUAGUGUUUAGUCACGUGUACAGCUUUUAGUUUGUGUACACACUUCUGUACAAAUGUAAUUUUUAACACAUUUUCUGGCUUAUUUUUGAUCACAUGUUCAAUAAAUUAAAAGACUACUAUGACAAAA
Molecule: messenger RNA, 1905 nt
Organism: Corticium candelabrum
Lineage: Eukaryota; Metazoa; Porifera; Homoscleromorpha; Homosclerophorida; Plakinidae
Exons: 4
Coding region: 154-1716 (520 amino acids)
Biological process (GO): retrograde transport, endosome to Golgi; receptor recycling; endosome organization
Cellular component (GO): trans-Golgi network; early endosome; recycling endosome
Source: RefSeq, a predicted model, not a curated record